Drosophila melanogaster (fruit fly) is the source of this 1328-nucleotide messenger RNA. It is a transcript of the gene vrs, whose product is annotated as versager. NCBI's taxonomy places the organism in Eukaryota, Metazoa, Arthropoda, Insecta, Diptera, Drosophilidae. The coding region runs from base 85 to 1248 and encodes 387 amino acids. The transcript has 2 exons. The record is from RefSeq and is marked reviewed.
CAAACCCCAAAAGUGAAACACGCACACACUCGGAGAACUUUUGAAACACACAUACCAAAACAAAAUUAUCGUAUUGGUCUUCCAAUGGACGAAUUUAGAGUACCCAAAAAGGUUAACCGUAACGUUUUCAAGGCCAUUAGCAUUCUUCAAUCUUCCCGAACCGAUUUUGUCUGCGCUAAUGCAAUCGUCGACCAGGUAAAGUUCCAAAUGCGGAACCGCAUUCCGGUCGAGCAUAUAGAUGAGGCCAUAAAACAGUCGCUGGCCAACUUGACCAUGCUGGGCAUAGUGCGGCGUCUGGGAUCGUCUAAGUAUUCGCUUAGCACCAUAGUGUAUGGCCGGUUGGGAAUGCCCAAUCCCAUUGCACAUCCGCCGGGCAAUCCUGGUAGACCACAUCGGCGAGCUGCGCAGAAUGCGCGUCAAAAGCGACCUGUCGGGCGCUUGGAUCCUUGGAAAUCGGUCAGCAAGAUCUUGAGUGAGGACUCUCUGUCUGGAACUGAGAUGACCAAGAUGCGCAAGCGGAUGCGCACCAACACAAAGCGCGUUGUCAAGAAGAAACGAAUCCCCAACCGUCGACUAUCUCGAGCCAGGAAGUAUAAAGAAACAGAAAUGGCCACCACCAGUAUCGACCUAAGAUGUUCAGAAAGUCGUUUGGGACUAGACAAUAACGUGCAAAUACUAUUCGGAUCACCGGGAUGGACCUAUACCAAACCCAUUCAAAGUACUUUGGUGUUGCCCGAUGCACCAUUAAGAUUGGAUCAAAAAGCGAAUGAUCCUGAGACCCCGAAAACAACAGUUCUUUCCGGGAAUAGCAGCAGCACUUCUGUGACAGACGUAAAAGGGAAUGUGGUGAAGGAUGAGGAGGGAGGAUCUCAACCUUCAAUUAGUGGCACAAAUUGUCGCGCUGUGCCCAUCGGUUUGGGGAUUAGGCCAGCUUACCAUACCUCUGGAGGAGAAUCCGAUGUGGAGAAUGCCUCCGUGGUCGGACUAUGUGGCAGUCCCUUAUGCCUGCAAUCCACAAUGAGUCAAUCUCUGGCGCACGAUUCAGCUCCAACUACUUCCCGACCCACAGCAAAACAAUCAAAUAACUUGGGAAUCCAACAAAUUACUGAGUGUCAAGAAAACGAUAGAGUAGUGGAGAGUUCAGAAGUUCAGGAAACAUUUGAAAAUAAUUUGGAUAAGCAAGCAAGCCAGCCAUCCGAUGUUUUAGAAGAGUGCCAGAGCGCACUUAAUUAUGAUUUUUAUAAAUGAUUUUCAAUUUAAUAAAACUAAUCGAAUACCCGCGCCGGCAUCGAUAUAUCGAUAGUUGGUUCGCGUGAGCAUGCACAUUU